This is a messenger RNA of Pseudogymnoascus destructans, 1451 nucleotides long. RefSeq lists its product as uncharacterized. The coding region runs from base 636 to 1451 and encodes 271 amino acids. Gene Ontology annotation, molecular function: protein-folding chaperone binding; ubiquitin protein ligase activity. The transcript is spliced from 3 exons. The record is from RefSeq and is a predicted model, not a curated record. Gene Ontology annotation, biological process: cellular response to misfolded protein; protein polyubiquitination; protein quality control for misfolded or incompletely synthesized proteins. Gene Ontology annotation, cellular component: cytoplasm. NCBI's taxonomy places the organism in Eukaryota, Fungi, Ascomycota, Leotiomycetes, Thelebolales, Thelebolaceae.
AUAGACAGAAUAUAUAGUAUUGUUUGUAUAUAUUUGCAGAGCUCUUGUUGAAGCCAAUACGUCAAGUUGUAUGUCAUACCAUAAAUCAUGGUAUAUAUUUCCCCUUCUAGCAGCUUCCAAUAGCUCCACGGCUGACAGAUACAAACCCCAACAGCCAACAGGAAUAGGGAUGGCCCGCGAAUAGCUGAACCCCACGACAGCACACCACCAGUAACUUACAAACGCCAGCGUCAAACAUUUAAACUCAGCUCUCCUCUCCCCUUCUUUUCUUUCUCUACCCUCUCGUCCAGAACCCCCGGUCGUGAAUCAGACACCCACUAGGCUGACCACGCCGACUCAACCAACCAACAGCGCACAGCCACGCAGACCAGCCCAGCUCGAAACCCCCCCCCCACGCUCCAGACCCAGCCCGCCGCAUCCCGAUACAAUCCCCCUCCAAGCUAUCGAAUUCCAAUCAAACGGUCCCCAAGCGCCCAGGCCCCCUCCAGGCCGUCGCUGCAGCCUGCUGGCUUCAUAUCACAGCCUUGUCUCGCCCCGGCUGCACGACUCACACGGCGACUCACACCGAGGGAUAGAGCUGCCUGGAGUAGCGCGUGGUAGGCAGAGGCACCGGGAAGGUUGAUAAAGUGGUAGAGAUGUCGGCGGCUCGCGCGCAGCAGUUGAAGGAGGAGGGGAAUAAGUUCUUCCGCUCCAAUGAUCUCGCGCAAGCCGAGGCGCUGUAUACAAAGGCCAUCCUCCUCGACCCGUCUGCGCCGAUGUUGUAUACCAAUCGCGCGAUGGCACGGCUGAAGCUGGGGCUGCUAGAGGGCGUGCUGGAAGACUGCUCGUCGAGUUUGGCGAUUAAGGAGAAGGCGAAUAUGAAGGCUAGACAUUAUGGGGCGCAGGCGCUGGUGGGGUUGGGUAGGGGAAGGGAAGCGCUGAAGGAGGCUAUGGAGGCGUAUAAGAUUUCGGCGAAGGAGGAGGCGGGGAGCUUGGGGAGUGUGGUGUUGGUGGUGUUGAAGUGUAAGAAGGCUGCUUGGGAGGAGAGGGAGCAGGAGAGGCUUGCGGGGACGGAGGGGGUGAGGGGGAAGGUUGUGGAGGGGUUGAGGCGGGAUUUGGAGAGGCGGGUUGAGGGAGCUGAGGAAGGGGAAAAGGAGGGGGUGAGGAAAGAGGGGGAGGAGAUGAUUGAGGAGGUUGAGAGGGUUUGGGUUGAGGCUGGGAAGGCGGAGAAGAAGAGGGUUGUGCCGGAUUGGGCGGUGGACGAUAUUACCUUCUCCUUCAUGGUCGAUCCGGUUAUAACAAGAACGGGUAAAUCCUACGAGCGCGCCUCGAUCAUGGAGCACCUCCGUCGCUCUCCCACCGACCCUCUAACGCGCGAACCACUGCGCAUCGACGAGCUGCGACCCAACCUCGCGCUGCGGGAGGCGUGUGAGGAGUUCCUGAAAGAGAAUGGGUGGGCUGUUGAUUAUUAA